This is a messenger RNA of Myxozyma melibiosi, 1107 nucleotides long. RefSeq names its product Alpha/Beta hydrolase protein. NCBI's taxonomy places the organism in Eukaryota, Fungi, Ascomycota, Lipomycetes, Lipomycetales, Lipomycetaceae. The transcript has 2 exons. The coding region runs from base 127 to 1050 and encodes 307 amino acids. The record is from RefSeq and is a predicted model, not a curated record.
GUCUUCUGCCCGCAGCGAUGCUGUCCUUCCUUGUUUCCAACGACCGAUAUCAUACAUCAAUUGAUUUGAUAUAAUCGGAGUGCCAUUCAUUUGUCGUAACCAUCGCAUUCUGACCAUCUUCCCAUAAUGCCCAUUGCCAAGCUAGAGUCGGGCGUAGAGUUGUCCUACUCUGAUUCCGGAGUUCCUAAUAACUCGUCUUCAUACGACACGGUUAUAAUCUGCCAUGGAGUUGGAUUCAACAAAGAGGCCUUCUCUCCUCUGUUUCCUUACGCAGCUCAGAACAAUCUUCGAAUCAUUCCCUACAAUCAGCGAGGUUACGCUGAUUCGACUCCACUGACCCCAUCACAGCUUGAGAUGACAACCGAGGAUUCAAUUCCGCAAUCUGUUGACUUUGUUCGCGAUCUCAUCGGGUUUAUUAGCUACGUGAACACCACUCUUGUGGUGCCUUCUAAGCCAGUGAUUAUCGGAUGGUCGAAGGGUACUGCUCUGCUGAUAGGUCUCGCUUCACCGGGAUUUCUUCCUGCGGACGAACAGAAGGCUGCUCUCUCGACUUUUUCGAAAUUGGUUUUGUACGAGCCGCCUGGAAGUGUGUUCGGUCUGCCGUUGACGAAGGAUUAUACCGACGCCAUGUCGACCGUCAUAACCGGAAACGAUAAGAACUCGCUGAAUGAUAACUUUGGCAACUGGAUUUCUGGCUUUUACGAACCUGGGGAGACCAAACCAUAUGCGACCUCCCUCACCACUCUUCCUGCUGAGUAUCUUGCUUCGGCGAAUGAACCACACAUGGUCAAGCACGGAUUCUACUGGAAGCUGGCACUCUCAGCGGAUGACCAGUACGAAGUGACAAAAUCGGCUUUACUGAAUGACAAUGUGAAGAUCGGGGUCUGUAGAAAUGGAAAGACGGCUGGCUAUCUUGUCGCGGCUGCUGAUGCUGCCGCGGCUCUAGGCGCGACUACCAAAGUUUUGGACGAAGGAGGAAAUCAUUUUGCGUUUGCUCAUGAACCUGAGAAGUGGCUGGGGCAGAUCUGGAAAUUUGCGACUGAAUUAUAGGGUCGUCAAUGGUCUUUGUUGUAGUAGAUAGAGAAAUAGCAUUGAGUGAGUCGCAAU